Molecule: messenger RNA, 468 nt
Organism: Ectocarpus sp. CCAP 1310/34
Lineage: Eukaryota; Phaeophyceae; Ectocarpales; Ectocarpaceae
Source: the annotation of a GenBank genome assembly
AUGCAUGAGCUGCCGUACGGCACCGAGCUGCAGGAGGAGGCGUUCGGUGCAGAGGCAGGGGACGACGGGUCAUCGCAACCUCUUCAUGACCCGCAGCUAAGUAUCCCCUCGCCCUUCGGCCAGAAGCCAAGUGAUGUAGAGUGCGUGCCCUUGACGUACAAGGAUGUCCUUAACUCCAAGUACAAGGUGCUGUGGGAAGCAGCCAUAGCAAAGGAGUUCGACGGCCACAAGAAGACGGGGACGUUCUCCGAGAUUAGCGGUCUGCCCGAGGGGCGUAAGGCCAUCAGUACGAAGUGGAUUUUCUCACACAAGACCAAUGAGAAGGGGCUAAUUGUCGACUUCAAAGCACGUAUGGUUGCGCGUGGUUUUUUCUCAGAUUCCCGGUGUGGAAUUUCACCACUCAUCAUCCGCAUGCCCUUCCGCGGUGUCCAUCAAAACUAUGGUGGCCGUAUCCACCGAGAAUGGUAG